Molecule: messenger RNA, 1671 nt
Organism: Alosa alosa (allis shad)
Lineage: Eukaryota; Metazoa; Chordata; Actinopteri; Clupeiformes; Clupeidae
Product: 3-oxo-5-alpha-steroid 4-dehydrogenase 2-like
Exons: 5
Coding region: 476-1237 (253 amino acids)
Biological process (GO): steroid biosynthetic process
Cellular component (GO): membrane
Molecular function (GO): 3-oxo-5-alpha-steroid 4-dehydrogenase activity
Source: RefSeq, a predicted model, not a curated record
UUUUUAACCCGACUCUUCAUGAGAUCAUAGGACUUUCAGUCAUUAGCUCAUGAACCCAAAUGCUUAUAGAGGCAACAAAGGCUAUAGUGGGAAGUGUGAAACAAUGGGAGAAUGGGAUACUCGUUUGAUUUCCCAGACAUUUUGUGUCUCCUCCUUCACCCUGCAUUUCAGAGAGAGCUCACUCUGCCAAGUGGAGUCGAGUCACAUUUAAUUUUAGCCACAGCACAGGGCAGCCACAACUUGACUGCUUCUCACUGCUAACUCUGCUUACUUACUGCUGCUGCAGAAGGAGAGAAGCUGAUCAGACCAGGGCAGCAGUGGGCUACCCCCCAACUGUGACAAGCAGUCUUCUACAGGUAGGUCCACGAAAUAGGAUAAGGACUCCACCCAUUAAGACCAGGAGUGUGUGUGUGUGGAAAGGACCCAGGAGAAAACCAGAACCUUAACUUGAACUAUAACAACAGCAACGCCCCCCAUGGAGUGCCAGGGGGUCCUGCUGCAUUUCCUGAGCAUCGUCUUCAUCCUGAGCUCCCUGUUCAAUCUGGCGCGCUUCUGGAGAACGCCUGCAUUUUACGGACGCUACCAGGACCCCUCUGGCAGUGGUUGUGUGGUGCCAGCCAAAGUGGCCUGGUUUCUGCAGGAGCUUCCAGCCUUUCUGUGUCCCCUGCUGCUACUUUUGUUCACCUCAAAUGAAGCCUCCGCAGUGGGCAUGUACAUACUGUUUGGAAUGUUUGGCCUGCACUACUUUCACAGGACAUUUAUCUACGCCCCACUGACCUGUGGACAGCCAUUUCCUGUUGAUGUCAUGGUGUCGGGAGCAGCCUUCUGUACGGGUAAUGGCUUCAUGCAAGGACACUACUUGUUGCACUGUGCCGCCUAUGAAACAACAUGGCUGACAGUUAUACAGCUUGUGAUUGGAUCAAUAUUGUUUUACCUUGGAAUGGCCAUCAAUAUCCACAGUGACCGCAUUCUUCGCAACCUCAGAAAACCUGAUGAGAAAACUUACAAGAUCCCCAGAGGAGGCCUAUUUGAGUAUGUGUCCUGUGCCAACUAUUUCGGGGAGAUUCUGGAGUGGCUGGGUUACGCCAUAGCAGCCUGUUCCUUACCCUCCUUCUCCUUCACCUUCUUCUCGUGGUGUUUCAUCAUCCCCAGAGCCCACAAUCAUCACAGGUUUUACCAUGAGAAAUUUGAAGAUUACCCCAAAUCUCGAAGAUGCAUCAUUCCUUUUAUCUAUUAGAGCCUGUGUACACUUAACUGUAACAUACCAGAGCACUGGAGCAUUGCCUUUGUGAUUUUAUAGAAAAUGUUCAUAUAAUACAGGACCCAUGUUAAAUGUAAUUUUCUGAUGUUGUUUAAAACUCCUAUUUCUAAAUAACAAAAUCUGUUCAUUUAACUUUAAAAUAUAAACAGUGACACUUUAGGUUACUUCAUAAGAGUGACAUGACACUCUUAUAACCCUAACACUAACCCUUACCUGUCAUGACAAAAACCGAAUGACACUAGACAGAAGCGAGUGACAGAAGUGUGACACAUUCAUGACAGUGUCAUGUCACUCUUAUGUAGAUACUGUACCUUCAAGUAAAGUGUAACCAUAGAAACAAACAGAAGAAAAGAGUUUUGGUUGCAGGUCCUUUAUGCACAUUGUCCUUCAAUUAAAAGAUGAAAUAUGAA